UCUGUCAUUGUAAAUCGGACGCGUUGAGGUCCAUUGCAAUGUGAAUUUGAAAGAGUUUAUCUAUAAAUACUAAGUGUAUAUAAUUAAUAAAUUUAUUCCAAUCUAAGCUUUUCUUUAAUUUAAAUACGACUAGAUCUCGAAUCUUAUAAAUAAGAGUUCGAUAUAUUAUCUACUUGGUGGCGAUUCUACAAUUGUGGCCCUUUGCUUUCUGCAAAAUGAUAACAAUUUUGCUGCAUUAGAUUAAAGGAAGAUUAUCUUUAGGAGUAAUUAGAUACUUUAAAAUGGCUAGUAAAUAUCAUCAAAGUUCUCAAGUCAAUGCCCAAGCGCAGCUGGUACAAUGGAUAAACGAUGCAGGCCUAUCGGAAGGUACAAAAAGGGCGAAUUUAUUAAGAAAAAUAAUGGAAGUUAUGAUACAUCAAGCACCUCAAACCAUUCCUAUGUACAUAGAAAAUGUUUUGAGUUUUGUCAGUGACAAAUCUACUGAUGUCAAAAAGCAGGUUGUUGCGUUCAUUGAAGAGUUGAGUAAACAAUAUCCUGAAUACCUGCCAAAGAUAAUUGGACAACUGCAAAUGUUAGUGAUAGAUUCAGUGAUAGCAGUACAGAAGCGUGCCAUACAGGCAGCCAGUAUAGCAUACCGGAAUGUACUAAUAUGGCUUUGCAAGAGUAAUGCUGAAAUACAAGAGAUGCAACAUGUUUGGGAACAUCUUAAUAAAUUAAAGUUAUUGAUUUUAAACAUGAUAGACAGUGAGAAUGAGGGUAUUAGAACACACUCUAUAAAGUUUCUGGAAGAAGUUGUUCUGCUGCAGAGCUCCAGUGAGGAUUCCGAAGAUGAGUUCACACUGGAUAAGUUACCCGCUCACUUGCCGUUCCUGAAACGGCAUGCAUUAGAGGAAGAGGCUGAGCACAUAUUUCAGUUAUUACUAAAAUUCCACAACUCACAACAUAUAUCAAGUGUUAACUUAAUGGCCUGCAUGACAACAUUAUGUCUACUCGCUAAGUUAAGACCUAAGUACAUGCCACGAGUUGUCCAAGCAUUAGGCGACUUACAUACAACCUUACCGCCAACUCUCUCACAAUCUCAAGUUAAUUCAGUGAGAAAACAUUUAAAAAUGCUUCUUUUAAAUUUAAUUAAACAUCCAUCAUCAAAUGAUAUGUUACCAAAUUUGACACAACUCCUCGCUGAUAUAGGUAUGACACCACAAGAGAUAAAUAAAAUUGUACCAAAAGAAAGAAGGAAUAAACGUGUCAAUGAAAUUAAAGAUGAUAAUCCAGUUAAAAAACUUAGAAUAGAUUCACCACAAAGUUAUAGUCAAGGAAGCGAUAGUAAUAGUCGCAGUGAAUUUACAUACGAAGAUGAUAGUAGUCAGAAUAGCUUUAAUAUAAGUAAAGCUUCGGUCACUGAAGACUCUAUAUUCGAUGGAUUGAACAACAUUGAUUGUGUUGUCAAUCUAAUCAUGUCUACCCUCUUAAAUCAUCUUCCACCCACAAUGCCGAGUAAUUUUAUAACAGCUUACAAACCUAUACCAAAUUCUGGUACUAAAACACAAAAGAAGAGUCUAGCUAAAAUGAUAUUAGCAUUAAUUAAAGAUGAACCGAUUCCCACCACACCCACUUUAAUUCCCACGCCCACUUUUAAUCCCACUCCCACUCUUAUUCCCACGCCCACCCUAAAUCCCACGCCCACUCCGAUACAACCACCAUUAUUAUCUGAAACCACAACUAAAAUACCAUUAUUAAGAGACGAUGAUGAAAAAGUAACUCUAAAGAAUGCAGUUGCUAAACUACAAGAAUCCGCUAAAGCUGAAAGAGAAAUGGAGUCUGCUGUAUCCAAAUUAAUGGAAGAAACUAGACAGGAGCAUAUAAAAGCGGAAGAGAGAAAGACAAAAGAGAAAGAGAAGUUAGUCGCUCCACCGACACCGUCAAUACCAAAAUUGAAACAAAAAGUCAAAUUAUUAAAAUUACAAGAAUUAACGAGACCGAUACCGAAAGAUAUAAAAGAGAAAUUAAUGUUACAAGCCGUUGAAAGAAUAUUAAGAGCUGAACAAGAUUGCAUAAUUGGUGGUGCUGAACAAAUACGUACAAAGUUUAUAACGAUAUUUGCAUCUAGUUACACAUCUGAUAUAAGAGAAUUAGUACUACAUUAUAUACUUGAAGAUCCAGUAAAUAGAAUUGAUUUAGCAUUAUCCUGGUUGUAUGAGGAGUAUUCAAUAAUGCAAGGAUUUAAUCGUCAUCCGUUAACUUUGAAGAAUAUUAAUGAAAAACACGAUCAAAAUUAUAAUCAACUUCUAUGUUCUUUGAUAACUCAAAUUUGCGAAAGAGGUGAUCCAUUGAUGGAAAAUAGUAAAGAUAUAUUAAUGAGGAAGAUAUAUUUAGAAUCUCCGGUGAUAACGGAGGAGGCGAUUGAUUAUUUAAAACAUUUGGUUAGUGAAGAAAAAAUGGCGUUGUUAGCAUUGGAUUUGUUGGAAGAGUUGUGUUUGAUGCGACCACCGAGAGCUCAUAAAUAUGUCGCCUCGUUAGUUCCACAUGUUUUGAGUGACAACGAAGAAAUCCGCGAAGUGGCAUUAAAAUCUUCACUAAAAGUGUACAAGAACAGCACAGAUUCCGCACGACGUGUGAUAGAGAAGAAUGCACUUCUUCAUCUGGGAUUUAUAACACUGUCUACCCCCCCGGAGAUCAUCAGUCCGCGACACGCCAGGGUAUGGACCGAAGAGCAGUACAAACUGUGCUUGAGCCUCGUCAUAGCAUUGUUCCCGGAGAAAGAAGAGUUGAUAUUGGAGAUGGCGCGUGUGUACGGCAGCGCGGGCGCGGAGGCGAAGCGCUGUGUGCUGCGAGCGCUGGAGGGGCCGGUGCGAGCCGCGACCACGCCCCACGGCCCCGCCCAUCCCGCGCUGCGCCCCGCCUUCCGCCUGCUGCUGGACGAGUGUCCGCGCGGAGCUGAGACUCUGCUCACCCGGCUCGUGCAUAUACUUACUGAGAAAUCACCCCCUACUCCGGAGUUGGUGUCAAAAGUGCGUGAGUUGUACGCGACUCGAGUAUCCGACGUGCGUUUCCUGAUUCCCGUUCUUACGGGACUCUCAAAAAAAGAGAUCCUCGCAGCAUUACCAAAAUUGAUUAAACUGAAUCCCGCUGUGGUCAGAGAAGUGUUCAACAAACUCCUGGGUCUUCAGAACUCAAUGGAUGAAGAACCACCUGAUAUAAUAAUUUUUUCACCGCAAGACCUUUUAGUGGAAUUGCACCUUAUAGACCCGAGCAAAGCUGACCUCAAGUACAUCAUCAAGGCGACUGCCAUUUGCUUCGCUGAGAAGAACACGUACACACAGGACGUGCUGUCAGCGGUGCUGCAGCGUCUGGCGGAGGAGCGGGAGAUCCCGGUGCUGAUGAUGCGCAGCGUGCUGCAGGCACUCACCUUGCACCCCACCCUGGCCGCACUCGCUACACACAUACUCAGUCUGCUCAUCGACAAGGAGGUAUGGCGUCAUAAGGUCGCAUGGGAGGGUUGGGUGAAGUGCUGCGAGCGUCUGCAGGCGCUGGGCAGUUCCGGCGUCCGCCCGCUGCUGGUCGCGCUGCCUCCACCUGCACUUGCCUCGUUACCCGGACCUCUGCAGCAGCUCGCUAUGGAACCUCAACCUGGCAACCCCAUAGAGCCAUUACCACCUGGCAUGGAAUGACGAAUGGCUCACAGUGACCCACACACUGAUGCUGAGUGGUGUCGCUUCUUUUCUGAUGUUGACUUUAAUUAAUGAAGUGUUUUAGUGAAUAAUUUGUAACGAGAACUUUAUAUUACGUAACGUGUUAUGAGUUGCAAUUAAUUAAAUUUUAAUAAAGAAUUUGGUUACUUAUUGUUUUUCUUUUAGAUAGAGUCAAUUGGAAUAAUAUACAAAAGAUAUGUCUGUUUCUUUAACCUAGUAGUUAUAGUUACUAGCUGUUGUCAGCGACUCGGUCUGCGCGGAAAAAAAACAUAAUUAGUAUCCUAUGUGUUCUUCAAGGCUGUU
This is a messenger RNA of Papilio xuthus (Asian swallowtail), 3992 nucleotides long. It is a transcript of the gene Sym, whose product is annotated as symplekin scaffold protein. The transcript is spliced from 14 exons. Gene Ontology annotation, cellular component: mRNA cleavage and polyadenylation specificity factor complex. The record is from RefSeq and is a predicted model, not a curated record. Lineage: Eukaryota; Metazoa; Arthropoda; Insecta; Lepidoptera; Papilionidae. Bases 282 to 3668 code for a protein of 1128 amino acids.